CCCACAGUUCGGUCACAGUGGUCAAACAGUGCAGUCAUGAAGGCAGUGACUUUUGCUAUUUUUGCAGUCCUAUUGGUGGUGGUUUCGUGCCGGCCAGACAAGCCGGACCUGAAGCAGCUGAAGGCGGAGGCGGCCCGGAAGAAGGCGUGUACUCACGAUUGCACCUCCGUGGCACUCGACCCCGUCUGCGCGGGCAAGCAGGGCGACAAGCCCAAGUCCUUCGCCAACGAGUGCGUCAUGAACAACUAUAACUGCGAGCAAAAAGACACGCUGCACAAGAUCAGCAAAGGUGAAUGCCCGGGCUCGCAAGGCAUCCGUCUGUCCUAAACGAACGAGCGAAUACCGCCAGCUUUUACACUCAUCUAUUAUAAGUUAUAUUGUCAGCACUGAUGAUUGUUGCAUCACAAUGAUUUAUGCCUCUUUUGAAGAUUUUAAUCAGACUGCGAUCUAAAAUAAGCUUGGUUUAUUAUACUUUUAUGCAUUUUUUUUGUAUUAAGCUAGCUUUGAAAGUAAUAAAGAUAAAUAUAUUUGGUUAA
Cydia amplana is the source of this 536-nucleotide messenger RNA. Its product is annotated as vasotab-TY3-like. Lineage: Eukaryota; Metazoa; Arthropoda; Insecta; Lepidoptera; Tortricidae. Gene Ontology annotation, molecular function: protein binding. The coding region runs from base 37 to 327 and encodes 96 amino acids. The transcript is spliced from 3 exons. The record is from RefSeq and is a predicted model, not a curated record.